Molecule: messenger RNA, 325 nt
Organism: Dimorphilus gyrociliatus
Lineage: Eukaryota; Metazoa; Annelida; Polychaeta; Dinophilidae
Source: the annotation of a GenBank genome assembly
UAUGUAUCAAGAAUUCGACUUUAAAACAACUAUGGGUUUAGAUGAUUUAUGGAUUCAAAACAUGCGAAAAUUAGAGGCAGGAGAGCUAUUGAAAAUGUUCUUUCUACUUCGAACUGAACACGAACAACUGGUAAGAGUUGAAAAGGAUAUGGAAAGUCGAGUUAGAGCUCAUACUGUAUCAUCGUUAACGGCGGGCAAAUCUUACGGCGAAUUGGUUCCAACUCAACUAUAUUGCGAUUACGGGGAAGUUUUAAAAGAACGCGAAAUAUUGGAGGAAGCUCUCAAGUGUUGCGGAGAGGAGAUGUCUACCAGAUCCUACAUCUAA